Molecule: messenger RNA, 609 nt
Organism: Trichomonas vaginalis G3
Lineage: Eukaryota; Parabasalia; Trichomonadida; Trichomonadidae
Product: phosphatidylinositol-3,5-bisphosphate binding
Exons: 1
Coding region: 1-609 (202 amino acids)
Biological process (GO): protein localization to phagophore assembly site; nucleophagy; autophagy of mitochondrion
Cellular component (GO): cytosol; phagophore assembly site membrane; extrinsic component of membrane
Molecular function (GO): phosphatidylinositol-3-phosphate binding; phosphatidylinositol-3,5-bisphosphate binding; protein binding
Source: RefSeq, a predicted model, not a curated record
AUGAAUUUAUCCGAUUUCAAGAUUGUCGCUCAAUUCGAAACAGCAUUUAAUCGCGAUGGCAUUUUUGAUCUCACACCAUCUCAUAUUAUCAACAUGAUCGUUUUUCCAUCAGCAGAAACAGGCGUUAUCGGAAUUAUUGAUAUUUACGAUAAAUCCGUUCCACCACGCUAUAUACAUUGCUUUAAGACAUCUAUUCUUGGCAUUAAAGUCAGCCAGAAUGGCCGCUUAAUUGCAAUCGCAGGAGAUGAAGGAAGGCAAAUUAAUAUUUAUAAUGACCCAUCUCUUCAAAUUGUUGCUCGUCUAAAGAGAGGAAAUUGCAGUAAGAUCAAUUUUAUCUCCUUUGAUGAGCAUAGAAAUCGCUUAGCUUUGAUUGAUAAUACAGAAACUUUUCUUGUCUUCGAUUUACACCAACAAACCGAAGAUGAUGCAAUAAGGCCAACAAUGAAACUCAAAUACAGCGAUAAUCCUCCAAUGUGGAUUAAUUUCAAUGCAAAAGUUAGUGGCAUCGUUGGUGUUACGUCCAAUGGAGGUUUAUUCAAAGUCGCUACAAAUUCUGACGAAAAGUCUGCUAUUUGUGAACCAAUUAUUUCGAGAUUGAAGAUCAAAUAA